AUGGACCAUGACUACUUUAUUCCUUUUUGUGUUCUUGUUGGUGUCAGGAUUUUAAGAUGGCCCGGAAAGGUCGAUUCACAAAAAUCAAAGUUUGGACCAGGGUUUCAGCAACCUCAAGGGGGAGCGAAUGCCACUUCAGACUCCCACCAUGAUGGCUCUGAAAUUCACCCGAACAGUGGGGAUAGUGUCCCUGCAAGCGGUGAUAGUGUCCCCGCUACUUCACGCCCUUUUCGUCCCCCGCGAAGUGAACCAAGGCCUGCUCCACAGAUGAGCACACACAGUGUCCGGAACUCGCUGCCAGACCAUCUAAGCUUGGACGCUAAUGCAGAUGAGGAAACUCUUCUUGAUGAAGAAGUUGACAACCUUCAUGAUGCUUCUGGAACUCAGAUUCGCAGAGGACGCAAGACUACCGAAUUUUGGGCGGUUAGGACCAUCGAUUCUGACGGCACAAUCAAGCCGGCAAAACUAAGUGUGAGGGAGGCUAUGAAACGGCCUAACGGUAGGAAGAUCGUGCUUAGGUUCAACAAUGCAAAGCAAGCUAUUGGGGACGAAGCUGGAGUGUUGAGUGGCGUGCUUGGUUUACUGGGAUCUAAUUUUGGAAAAUUUCCCAUCUGUAGAACAAGUUGGCGUGAGAUUACCACGAAAGACAAGGUCUAUAACGAAUGUGUCAAGCAAAUAUUCCACUUUGAUGAAGACAGCGAAGGACUUAUAAAGAAAAAUAUUUUGAAAAGUUUGGGAAAGUCUUGGAAGGAAACAAGGCUGAGGUUGUAUGACCGUUUUUAUGAGCCAACAUUCACGACUGAACAAAAUCUUGAGAAUCGGCCGCCGGGAAUUGAUCGAGAGCAUUGGAGAUGGUACCUUGACUAUCGCGCCAAACCUGAGACGAAGGAGAAGUGCAAGAAAAACGCGGUCAAUCGAUCAAAACAACAAUAUACUCACACUGGCGGCUCGAAAAGCUUCGCACAGCGGAUGGAAGAAGAGGAAAGAAUUGAGGAGAUCGAGCAACAGGAUGAGUCUUCUAGAAUGUUGUCUCAGAAUGAUUCCAUUGCUCAAGUUUUCGGAAAAGAGAAACCGGGUAGAGUACGUGGUAUGGGAUCUGGACCGACUCCUAGCCAACUCUUCGGUCCGAAUUCACAUGCAUAUGGCAACGGAGUCCAACAAGAGGAGACCCAGAGGAAGCUGCUUGAACUGCAGGCAGAGCUGGAAGGCGAGAAGUUGAAGAGAAAGGCGAUGGAGGAUGAGGCAGCAUCAGAUAAGAAAAAAUUGAAGGCGAUGGAGAGUGCUCUGAUUUAUCUAUUUCAACGGCAGGGUGAGGAGCUUCCCCCAGAAAUCGCUGCAGGGAUGAGUUUCGUGGAAUGA
Messenger RNA from Arachis stenosperma, 1359 nucleotides. RefSeq lists its product as uncharacterized. The coding region runs from base 1 to 1359 and encodes 452 amino acids. The transcript is spliced from 5 exons. NCBI's taxonomy places the organism in Eukaryota, Viridiplantae, Streptophyta, Magnoliopsida, Fabales, Fabaceae. The record is from RefSeq and is a predicted model, not a curated record.